GUCUGGAGCACGCUGCUUUACGUUCAGCAAUUACUCCAGGGUCCUCCACCUCACUUCCUCCACGCAGCCACGUUCCCCCCUUGUAGACUUAGCCCCAACCGACAAAACUUCGCGUGUGCUCAAGUGUCUCGGGAACUGUUGAACCAAGCACUUCGACCACAGUAGCCUCUUUCGAACUUACCACUCAUAGAACAUGGCUUCAUCGUCACAGGCGGCGACGCAACCCAUCAAUGUCAAGCUCCUCUUGAUUGGAAACUCUUCCGUAGGGAAGAGCAGCUUGCUCCUCAGGUUUUCUGACGAGCAGUGGGUGCCAGAGGACGAGGCAAGCGCAACCAUUGGUGUAGACUUCCGGCACAAAGCAUCUCUACAACAUGUCGAAAUGUCGCUCCGUCUUGGAGCUCUAGUACACAAGAUGGAUAUCGACGGGAAGAAGGUCAAGCUUAGCAUAUGGGACACUGCUGGUCAAGAGCGUUUCCGGACUAUCACAUCCUCGUAUUAUCGUGGCGCGCACGGCGUCAUUCUCGUCUACGACGUCGCAAACCGCGAGUCCUUCGACGCUCUGCCGCGGUGGUACAACGAGCUCGAAACGUACGUCAACCCGAAGGUCGUGAAGAUGGUCGUGGGCAAUAAAGUCGACAAGGAAUACUCGCGCCAAGUGACUUAUUCCGAAGGCCAACACUUUGCGACGCGCAUGAACUCGCUGUUCUUCGAGGCGUCAGCGAAGACGGCCGUCGGGGUUGCGGACGCCUUCAAGGAGGUCGUGCGCCGGAUCGUCGCGGAGCCCGAGCUCGUUGGUGGCGGCAAGCCGAAGGCGGCCAAAGCCGCUUCCGCCAAGGCUGCUGGCGCUGCCUCUGGGACGAAGAACCAGACAAGGAGCAGUAUGGAAAUGCCCGGGACCAUCACGCUGGACGGGGCAGAGGAGGACACAAACGAGGGAGGUUGCGCGUGUUAGCAGAGCGUCUUGUGCGUGGAUUUGCUGGAUGUUCAUUCAUGCCUCAUUCCACUAAACGUAGACCUAGCAGAUGUUGUGUUACGACUCUCAUGACUUCCGAUACGAUCCUUGACGAUACCCUACCCUAUAUCUGCUCAUGUUCGCACGUCUUCGUAGAGUCGCCCCAAGCUU
Messenger RNA from Phanerochaete carnosa HHB-10118-sp, 1123 nucleotides. RefSeq lists its product as uncharacterized. Gene Ontology annotation, molecular function: GTP binding; GTPase activity. The record is from RefSeq and is a predicted model, not a curated record. The transcript is spliced from 5 exons. Bases 194 to 952 code for a protein of 252 amino acids. Lineage: Eukaryota; Fungi; Basidiomycota; Agaricomycetes; Polyporales; Phanerochaetaceae.